AUGAGAAGUAGCCUUUUUCAUGGUAGAGUAUCCAACAAUGCAAAGCAAUGCAGCUUUCUUAAUGGAAUACUUUCGACAAAACCAGCGAUAUCAAAGGCUGAAGCCCUAGCAAUUGCUGCAAAGAAGCAUAGCGAGGCUGAGAGGAGACGGCGAUUUAGAAUCAAUUCUCAAUUUGCAGCCCUCCGGACUAUCCUACCGAACCUGACCAAAAUGGACAAGGCUUCCGUGCUGGGCGAGGCAAUCCAGCAGGUGACGCAACUAAAGAAGACGGUGAAAGAGUUGGAAUUAGAUUCUUGUGGCAAGUCGAAAAGGUUGUUUCCCUGCGAACAAGACAGUUUAAAUCUUAAGUAUUGUAACAAAGAGAAGACGCUAGUAAAAAUCGCGUUUAGCUGCGAAGAUAGACUUGCAUUGAUAUCUAACAUAACAGAGGCACUGAAGUCAACAAAGGGAAAAAUAUUGAGGGCUGAGAUGGUAAUAGUUGGCGGAAGAGCCAGGCAUGUGUUGUGGAUUCAGGGAUUUCUUGGGAAUGAAGGAAUUGUUAGGUUAAAGAGGAUGCUGAGGGCAAUUAUGGAUUCGCCUUCUUCACCAGGAAACAGUAAGCAUCGAGUCUCCAACUGA
Molecule: messenger RNA, 618 nt
Organism: Carica papaya (papaya)
Lineage: Eukaryota; Viridiplantae; Streptophyta; Magnoliopsida; Brassicales; Caricaceae
Product: transcription factor bHLH131-like protein
Biological process (GO): regulation of DNA-templated transcription
Molecular function (GO): DNA-binding transcription factor activity; protein dimerization activity
Source: RefSeq, a predicted model, not a curated record